Messenger RNA from Phragmites australis (common reed), 1434 nucleotides. RefSeq lists its product as uncharacterized. Bases 256 to 1191 code for a protein of 311 amino acids. NCBI's taxonomy places the organism in Eukaryota, Viridiplantae, Streptophyta, Magnoliopsida, Poales, Poaceae. Gene Ontology annotation, molecular function: 3'-5'-RNA exonuclease activity. The record is from RefSeq and is a predicted model, not a curated record. The transcript has 7 exons.
GGAAAAAGAAAAAUCCGGCGAGAAAGGGGGAAAUGGCGUUAGAAUACAAGAGAACAGUCCAAAGGUCACACCCGACUCCCUUCCCCCAAAUCGUUACCAACCCUACCAGAUUCGCCUGCGAUCUCCCCGCCGGCCGCUUCCGAUCACCGCGGGCACCAGCCAUCACCUCCCUGCUUCUCGCAGGGUAGUCCAGAAAACGGCACGGGCUGCAGAAAUCUGUACUAGAGGCGGCGAGACGGAGCGAGAGAGGAGGGGAUGACUAGCCUGUCGAUCACGGUGAUGACGCUGAAUCUGCACGAAGGCGAGCAGCCGAGAGAGAGCCCCAACAGCUGGGAGAAGCGCCGGGACAUCUGCGUCAGCGUCAUCACCAGCUACUCCCCCACCAUCCUCUGCACCCAGCAAGGCUUGAGGUGGCAGCUGGACUACCUACAACAGUGUUUGCCGGGUUAUGAACAGUUUGGGAUAUCAAGAAAAGGAUCACAGGACACCACUGAUGAAUACUGCACAAUAUUCUAUGAAAAAGAGAAGGUGGAGCUUACUGAAGGUGGUACCUUUUGGUUAUCAGAAUCACCAUCAGUUCCAGGAAGCAUUUCAUGGGGAGCAACUGCACCCUGCAUUGCUACAUGGGCAACGUUUCAACUCAAAAGAGUAGAACCACCUGGAUUCAGUUUCCAGAUUGUAAAUACAAAUCUUGAUGAAGUUAGCCCUCGUGCUCGUCGAAGAAGUGCUUUGCUGACGUGGCAACAUAUAGCGUCUUUGCCACCCAAUUUGCCUGUUAUCUAUUGUGGAGGCUUCAACACACAGAAGGAGUCUAUGACUGGGCGGUUUUUGCUUGGCAGAUCCAGAGAACAUGGUGUUGUGGGUGAUAUGAGAGAUGCUUGGCCAAAUGCUCGUGUGCGUAAAAAUGUUUCACUAAUACACACAUAUCAUGGAUUUAAAGGUGCCCCUGGGGAGAAACAAGGUGCCCUAGAAUUUCUUAAAUUAAUAUUUAGAGCUCUUUGCCUCUGCUGGGAUCGACAGACACAGGACUUGCAUAUUGACUGGAUCCUAUUUAGGGGACGCCCACUCGUUCCUGCACUCUGUGAGGUCAUAAAUGACAAUAUAGACGGUGUUUAUCCAUCUUCGCACUUUCCCAUAUUUGCUGAAUUUUUGCUUCCACGCUCAGUCCGCCUAGCCGAGACACCUUCAUAGCUGUGCAUGUUCUGUUCUUGUGGUCAUGCUUUCGUUUGUUAUUUUUAUUUCCCAACCUUAUAUUGAUUUGGCCGAUUUUUUCUUCUACCAUUCACCUUCUCCUUGAUCUGGCAACAACAGACCUUGAGCCCAUCUUUGGGUUUCUUUUGUCGUCCCAUUACAUGAAACAGGAUAAUAAACAUUUGCAGCCCUUAUUGUUAUGUAAGCUUGUUUCCAGUCAGGAAUGGUGCUAUUGUGUUGCCU